CGCACAUUAGCCCCUCAUAAUACAUUCUCACUGAAUACCCACUAGGUGACAACAAAGCCACCAUUUCUCGCCACCGCUUCUUUCCUCUGUAUUCUUCUAACAGAACUUUAUAAUAAUUUAAAUUUUUAAAAAAAUUCUGUUGGUUUGAGCUUUUUCAAUAAUUUGAAGCUGUGAUGCUAAACAGGUCAUAAGAAAAAUGGCUUCUUUAUACAUACUGAAAACCACUCUAUCUCCAGUUUCCAUUUCACAGCCGAAUUUUCCCGGAAAAUGGGAUUCCAGGAGAACAGUUUUCAGGUUGAAAAGUUUUAGUGCUUUGAGUUCAAGAAAACACAUCCUGAGACCGAAAUUGAGGGUUUUAUGUUCAGUUCAAGAAGGAGAAAACCAAAGCAAUGGUGAGGAACCGCCAGAAUCGUUGUUCAUGAAGGAAUUGAAGAGGAGAGGAAUGACUCCAACUUCAUUGCUCGAGGAAACUAGCAGAGGGAGUUAUGGAGUGCAAGAUGAAAUAAAGAUUGGAGAAGAAGAUAGAGGUUUUCCUAAAAGAAACGCCGUUUCUACUGAAUUUGAUAAAGGAAUUUCUAAUCAAAGAGAGCGAUCCAUGGCAUUGAAUAGUGAAGGCCUUGAGGGUUUAAUUCCUCGUGCUAAACUUUUGCUCACACUCGGAGGGACAUUCUUUCUGGGAUUUUGGCCACUGAUUCUCCUAACUGUGGCAUUCUUUUCUGGUCUUUACUUUUAUUUUGGACCAAGUUUUGUCCAUGAUGCAAGCAACAGAGCGAUCUCACCACCACCAUAUAUCGAUCCUUAUGAACUUCUUGAAGAUGAAAGAAUAUCACAAAUAGCUCCUAGUUUAAAAUGAAGGACAAGUUAUUUCUUUGAAAGCCAGAUUCCCAAGUCUUUCAAAGUAAAUUCCUGUAACUUAUUUCCUUUGUCCUUGUUAAUUCUUUCCCUAUGUAAAUACUUCAUGUACCUGUCAGUAAGAACUUCUUAAGGUAGACAUCUUUCAAUUUCCAGCUGCUUGUUGAAUGGGCAUGAAAGUUGUAAAUGGCUUAACUCUUUACUUUCUCUUUCAAAUUAUAUUCUACUAGGAUCUGUGAAAAAAUGCAGGAGAUUCUUAUUA
Molecule: messenger RNA, 1114 nt
Organism: Jatropha curcas
Lineage: Eukaryota; Viridiplantae; Streptophyta; Magnoliopsida; Malpighiales; Euphorbiaceae
Product: tubulin alpha-6 chain
Source: RefSeq, a predicted model, not a curated record